Molecule: messenger RNA, 3060 nt
Organism: Trichoderma gamsii
Lineage: Eukaryota; Fungi; Ascomycota; Sordariomycetes; Hypocreales; Hypocreaceae
Exons: 3
Coding region: 1-3060 (1019 amino acids)
Source: RefSeq, a predicted model, not a curated record
AUGCAUCGAACCAACAGCGAGGGCGGCGCUUCGUCCACCGCCUCGUCGCAGAGGUGGCGCAUCUCCUCGGCCUUUCGCAAAAUCGGGAGCAUCAGCGGCUCUAGCAAGGACGACAAGAAUGCGACGAAUAAGCAUGGCAGCCCAUCUGUCGACACCGACUCCCACGAACCCUCCAUUCACGAAAACAGCUCCAUUCAUAUCCACGAAACAUCAAAGUCAAGUCAUCACCAGCUGCAAGCUCUUGUUGCGCGCAUGCGAGGCGCUCCCCAAGGUCCCAACCACGUUGAUGGCGCCUACAAAGAGUUUGAAAAGAUCAGCAAGCGGUGCGCAGCCCUCUGCGAUGCCAUCCUGCGAGAGGAGAUUAAGCUGCCUCGCAAGCUCUCCGACACCAACGGUACCCUUCCCUUGAUUCGCCACGACUCCCUAGCCGACGGCCCUCGCAGUCCAAGUGCUCUAUUCGACCAUAGAAGUUCUUUUAGCGGCCGCAGCUUGGCGGAAGUAGUCACAAAUGGCGGAAGCAGGAGUCAUCAUGGCGGGGACAUGUGGCUUACUCCUAUCCGCGACUGGAAGGCAUGUCUCGAGGUGCUGACGGACUCCUUCAAAAUCAGCCUCGCCGAGACGUACAAGAGCUACGAACGGGAUGCGACACCAGAAAUGCUCGAGGCUUUGUUCUCGAGCAAGAAAUUUAGAAGAGAAGCAGUUCACCGAAUGCGCAAUGCGAGCGUCACCAAGAUUUUGUCUGCAGAUCCCCAAUUUUUUCCGCGAUAUGAAAUACGAUUUAGAAACUACGAAAAGGUCAAGCAAGAACUCAGCGAUGUUCGGAAACUGCUCCAAGCUGGAGAAUCGGGCAUCUCUCCGGCCAGAGUCAUUGAGGAAUUUGCCAUCCACCCUCGCGGUGACGUUGUUCUCGAGUUUGCCAACAUUGGCCCCGAUGCUACCGGCAAUGAGCCUGCGCUGCGCUUCCGUGUUUCUUCCGCCUUGCUAGCAGAGACGUCGCCCAUCUUUGGGCGUUUGUUUUCCGGGCACCCCAACAGUCUCUACAUCCAUGAAACUGACGACAUCAGUGACGAGCUCCCGCCGCCGCCGGUGCCGUAUUUCUGCGAUGAUGGAUCCGAGGUCAAGCUGUACAGGAUGCCGCAGCAAGAAUUCAACCGCGGCGGCUCACUCGAAAUCCUGCUCCACGCCGGUCACAUGCACAACGAUAAGGUGCCUAGAGACGUUACCUUUGAGCAGUUUGUCGCCAUUGCUGAGUGUUCCUUGCGGUACAGAAGCACAUCGCCGUUGGAAUUGGUCGUCGAGCACAGAUGGUUGCCGCAGUGGAUGCACAAGGGGGCCGAUGACAUGCCGGAUGGACUCCUCAUCAUUAGCUACGCGUUUGGCCUCCGCCAGCUCUUUACUCGAAUGUCCAAGAGCGCUAUACUAAAUCUUGCCGACGAAAAAGACUUGGACAGUAAGGCUUGGCCCAGGAAGAUCAAGGAGAAAGUUUGGGCGGUUCGCUGCGCCAAGGUUGAUCAGCUCUACGCAAGCUGUAGGAGCACAAUACAGGAAUAUAUUCGACCACCAGCGCAGGAUGAGUCCUCGCAAACUAAUCAGCACAUUCCUCUCUCCGAGCUCGACAGCCACCUCGCCUCGCCCAUUCAGCCUUCCAUGACGCUGACCAGCACCCCGAGAUGUCCCAAGGGCAACCACUGGUGUGACGCCUCCAACCUCGGGUGGAUGAUGCUGGUGUACAACGAGCUCGGCUUACUGCCCACCAUUGUACAGCCCAGCCUCAUGUCACACCUUCCCAACGUUCAUCCUCCAUCCAAGAGCUUGGCACAGAUGAUGGAAACACUUCGCUCAACACCGAGUCCUCCCGCGCCGCUUCACCCUGGGGGUGUUUGUGACCCCGUUCCCGCGUUUCGGGCAUCCAUCGCCGAUAUUUACAACAGCGUCACUGGCUUGACCCUGUUUGAUAUCAGUGGCAAGAGCCACGGCUGGGCGCUGUCGAAGCACAAAAUAUCAGAGCCACAGUUGCUUCUCACAGCUGGCCUGAACCGAAUGGCUGCUGCGCAUGAGAAUAUUCACAGCGUUGUUUCCGAAUUUCCAGAAGAGAUUCGACUCCAGAUUCUUAGUGAGAUGGAGGACCUGGAAGAUCUUCAGGCCGCUGCUAGGAUCAACCGAGGAUUCUACGAGACGUACAAGAGAAACGAACUCCAACUCAUGCGUAACAUUCUACGUGCCGAUAGGAUACGGUGGGGAAGUAUGGGAAGAUACUCGCUAGAAGACGACAGGGCGGAAAGCAAAAUCUUAAAGUCAGAGGCCGACAUGCUCAAAGAAAGGGGCUUUGGCGAUGGCGCAGAUGCAAUCACUCUACGAAGCGAAGACGACGAGGGGCUGUACGAUUCGGACGACUCUGACGAAGACGACGAUAGCGUCGACCCGUUGACUCGAAACGGUUCUGUAUCCUCACAAGGCGGGCGGUCCCACACCAGCCAUGAGGAUGAUGUUGUGAGUAUUCUGGCUCGUGACCCGCCGCCGCCGUUCCAAUCACGAGAGGCCAAUCCUCCGCCGCCACUGCUGCCAGUCGCCAACGUUGACGAGAGUCAUGACGGCUCAGAGGACGACGACACGGCCACUCCAACGACACCUCGGCAACGCUCAUUUGAGCUCUCAGAUGAAUCGACUACGCCUUCAGACCAGACGAGCGUGGUGUCGGCAGACGACAUCUACGAGCCCCCGAUGACGGAAGAGGAAGCACGCAGAAUUUUAUGGCCCGAUCACUUGGUAGUGGCUGCACCCCCAGAGCGAGGUGCUGUAUCUCCCGGGGUGGAGGGGCUGCGCGAAAAGUUUCGGGUUGGUGAUAUUUCUUUUAUCGAGGGCCUUGAAGACAAGGCGCUUAUUAAGACUGAGACGAAACAGCUGCAAAGCGAACACGAUGCGAGAAUUGGUCUUCUUAGAGAUGAUGCGCGGCCUAGCUCUAGCUCGUCGACGCGAAAGGCUUCUAAUGGAGUUGAGCACAUUGAGAAGAUUAAUGGGAGAAAUGGGGGGGAAGAUGAAGUGGAGGUGGUGUUGUCUUGA